Papaver somniferum (opium poppy) is the source of this 656-nucleotide messenger RNA. RefSeq lists its product as uncharacterized. Bases 45 to 437 code for a protein of 130 amino acids. NCBI's taxonomy places the organism in Eukaryota, Viridiplantae, Streptophyta, Magnoliopsida, Ranunculales, Papaveraceae. The transcript is spliced from 2 exons. The record is from RefSeq and is a predicted model, not a curated record.
AACAGUCCCACAAUUUCACUUCUUGCUUUAAUUCAUCAUCACUAAUGUCAUUCUCUUCUUCGGUUUAUCUCCAAUUCACAGCUCUUUCUGAAUUUGUGUCUUCUCAUAAACCACCAUGGGCUACUCCUAACACCCUAGGGUUAGUUUUUUAUGCUAUUAAUCUUAUUUUGAGCCUUUGCAUGCCUUUCGUUAUCUCUCCCAACAAAUACCAGGCGAUGGAUGAAAGAGAUGAAUUAGAGGCUGAAGUGUCUGAGAUUAAGUGGAAUGAUAGAGAUGGGUGGAGUAGGAAAUUGAUAGAAAAGAAGAAACAGAAGAUUGCUGCAUUGGAAAAGAAGAUUGUUAGGCUUCAAAAUUGGUACUCGGUUGCUAAUUUCUUAUCUAUGUUUUUAUUUCUCGGUAUGUUUUGCAUUGUUUUAUUGCUUUACUGCCUACAAUAAAUCGUCUUCUCUAGGUUAUUAUGAAGAAAUGAAAUAGACCCUUUGUAUAUAGAUUAGAUUGAUAUGGAGACAGACUCCUUCAUUAGCCAUUAUGGGUUUGUUUUGAAAAGUAUUUUGGUAACUUCUAAACUAGAGGUAUUAUCGUGCUGUGAAUAUGUAACGAGAAUGCUCUCUUUAUAUCAUCUAGUUUAUCUUCUGGGGUGCCUCUUUUGUUUUUUA